Calliphora vicina (urban bluebottle blowfly) is the source of this 933-nucleotide messenger RNA. It is a transcript of the gene Nubpl, whose product is annotated as NUBP iron-sulfur cluster assembly factor, mitochondrial. The record is from RefSeq and is a predicted model, not a curated record. The transcript has 2 exons. Gene Ontology annotation, molecular function: ATP binding; ATP-dependent FeS chaperone activity; 4 iron, 4 sulfur cluster binding. The coding region runs from base 116 to 913 and encodes 265 amino acids. Gene Ontology annotation, cellular component: mitochondrion. Gene Ontology annotation, biological process: mitochondrial respiratory chain complex I assembly; iron-sulfur cluster assembly. Lineage: Eukaryota; Metazoa; Arthropoda; Insecta; Diptera; Calliphoridae.
GGUUGUCACCUUAGUAAUUCGCCUUGAACAUAUUGUUUAUUGCACAGAAAAUGUUAAGAAAUUCAAUUUGCCAUGUAACUAAGCUUCAAAAACCACUGCCCACCAAGAAGCCCUCAUGGCUAAGGGACUGCCGAAAAGAUCCCCUUUGCCCGGAGUUGCUAAUAUAGUUGUUGUAGCUUCGGGCAAGGGAGGUGUUGGAAAAUCUACUGUAGCCGUUAAUUUGGCAGCAACAUUAGCUAAUAUGGGUAAACGUGUAGGACUACUAGAUGCCGAUAUUUUUGGACCAUCUAUUCCCCUAAUGAUGAAUAUACAUGAGGAGCCCUUGGUUGAUGAUAGAAAUCUUAUGAUACCGCCUGUAAAUUAUGGUGUUAAAUGUCUAUCAAUGGGGCUAAUAACUCAACAAGGUGGUGCAAUAAUAUGGAGAGGUCCCUUGGUUAUGUCGGCUUUGCAGAGAUUGUUGAAAGGUGCCAUCUGGUCCCCCUUAGACAUUUUAAUUGUGGAUACACCACCUGGCACAGGUGAUGUACAUUUGUCAUUAACUCAGAAUGUGCCCAUUGAUGGCGUGCUACUGGUAAGCACACCCCAGACUGCAGCUUUGGAGGUAACACUUAGAGGAGCGCAAAUGUAUAAAACUUUAAAAGUGCCCAUAUUUGGAUUGGUUGAAAAUAUGGGUCAUGCAAUAUGUGGCAACUGCCAAAGUAGAAUAGAAAUAUUUAAAAACACCUCACAAAAAUAUCUACAAGAAAUCGACACGCAGAUUUUAGCCUCAAUACCAUUAGAUGGCAAUAUAACAGAUUGUUGUGAUGCAGGAGUACCAAUGGUUUUAAAAUAUAAAGAUUCAGAGUAUGCAAAAAGCUUUUAUAGUUUAGCUCAACAGCUGCUUAAUAAAAUGGAAGCCAAAGAAAAACAAUAAAAAGUUGUGUUAAAUUAAAA